GACCUUCCCCCGUCGCCCGCCGCGCCCUCCAGUCCUCCAAGAUCAAUGGCUUGCCUUCCCUCUCUAGGUUCGCCAGCACCGAGGCCGGCAGCGUUGGCAAGAUUCACCAGGUCAUUGGUGCCGUCGUCGACGGUAUGUACCCUCGAAGCCGCUAAGAAAUCCCCCGUUGGCGGCUGCGCGAAAAUCUUUUCUUACCCUCGAUUUCAUCGCAACUUUCAUCAACACCGACCCAAAAACACUCCCAAAACACGAUAUCUGACUUGGAAAUACAGUGAAGUUCGAGGGUGAGAAGCUUCCCGCUAUUCUCAACGCCAUUGAGACCGAGAACAACGGCCAGAAGCUCGUUCUUGAGGUUGCUCAACACUUGGGUGAGAAUGUCGUCCGUACUAUUGCUAUGGAUGGUACCGAGGGUCUCACUCGUGGUGCUGCUGCCCAUGAUACCGGUGCUCCCAUCACCAUCCCCGUCGGCCCUGCCACCCUUGGCCGUAUCGUCAACGUCACUGGUGACCCCAUUGACGAGCGUGGCCCUAUCAAGGCCACCAAGUUCGCCCCUAUCCACGCUGAGGCUCCCUCUUUCACUGAGCAAUCCACCACUGCCGAAAUUCUCGUCACUGGUAUCAAGGUCGUCGAUCUUCUCGCUCCUUACGCUCGUGGUGGUAAGAUUGGUCUCUUCGGUGGUGCCGGUGUCGGAAAGACUGUCUUCAUUCAGGAGCUGAUUAACAACAUUGCCAAGGCCCACGGUGGUUACUCCGUCUUCACCGGUGUCGGUGAGCGUACUCGUGAGGGUAACGAUUUGUACCACGAAAUGCAGGAGACUGGUGUCAUUCAGCUCGAGGGUGAAUCCAAGGUGUCUCUUGUGUUCGGUCAGAUGAACGAGCCCCCAGGUGCUCGUGCCCGUGUCGCCCUUACUGGUCUGACCAUUGCCGAGUACUUCCGUGACGAGGAGGGUCAGGAUGUGCUGCUCUUCAUUGACAACAUUUUCCGUUUCACUCAGGCCGGUUCUGAGGUGUCUGCCCUUCUGGGUCGUAUCCCCUCUGCUGUCGGUUACCAGCCCACUCUGGCCGUCGACAUGGGUGGUAUGCAGGAGCGUAUUACCACCACCACCAAGGGUUCCAUUACCUCCGUCCAGGCCGUCUACGUGCCCGCUGACGAUCUGACUGAUCCUGCUCCCGCUACCACCUUCGCUCACUUGGACGCCACCACUGUCUUGUCCCGUGGUAUCUCUGAGUUGGGUAUCUACCCUGCUGUCGACCCUCUUGACUCCAAGUCUCGUAUGCUCGACCCCCGUAUUGUCGGUGAUGAGCACUACCAGGUCGCUACCCGCGUCCAGCAGAUGCUCCAGGAGUACAAGUCCCUCCAGGAUAUCAUUGCCAUUCUUGGUAUGGACGAACUGUCUGAGGCUGACAAGCUCACCGUCGAGCGUGCUCGUAAGCUUCAGCGUUUCCUGUCCCAGCCCUUCACUGUUGCCCACGUCUUCACUGGUAUCGAGGGUAAGCUGGUCGACCUCAAGGACACCAUCCGCAGCUUCAAGGCUAUCAUCAACGGUGAAGGUGAUGACCUUCCUGAGGCUGCUUUCUACAUGGUUGGUGACAUUGAGUCUGCCCGCGCCAAGGGUGAGAAGAUCUUGGCCGAGCUUGAGGGCAAGGCCUAAAUGUAAUAUUGUUUUGAAGCGCCCUUUUCCUUUUGUGUUAGAUAUGG
Messenger RNA from Aspergillus ochraceoroseus IBT 24754, 1698 nucleotides. RefSeq names its product F1F0 ATP synthase subunit beta. The record is from RefSeq and is a predicted model, not a curated record. Gene Ontology annotation, biological process: proton motive force-driven mitochondrial ATP synthesis. Bases 395 to 1651 code for a protein of 418 amino acids. Gene Ontology annotation, molecular function: ATP hydrolysis activity; ATP binding; proton-transporting ATP synthase activity, rotational mechanism. Lineage: Eukaryota; Fungi; Ascomycota; Eurotiomycetes; Eurotiales; Aspergillaceae. The transcript has 5 exons.